GUAGUCAAGAGGAUUGCCGGAAAUUUCUUUUGUUGAUCAUCGCAUUUUUGUUUUCGGCCUGUUUUUUGGAGCCCAUAAUUACUCGCGUUCGUCUGUUUACGUUGUUGAUUUAUUCAUAGAAUAUCUACUUGUUAAACAGAUUUACUACGUAAACUAAACUGAAAGGUUACAAAACGAAACUUAUCUUGCCUUGACCUGUGGGCCCAAGACUGGGCUAACGUUAGCCUAGCUUUCACUGGAGUCCUGCUAGCAGGCAGUAUCAGCUUGUGUUCGCUGGAUUAAAUAUAAGCGUUUCCGUGACUUUACUAUUAAAUACAUAGAUUGGAGGACACUUCAAAGAAACAUGGCAGUUGUCAACGAAGGUGCACUAAAGAAAAUGCUGAAGCAAUACAAGUACAGAGAUCUGACAGUUCGUGAGAUAACCAAUGUCAUCUCCCAGUACAAGGACUUGAAGCCAGUUAUGGAUGCCUAUGUGUUUAACGAUGGCUCUGCAAGGGACUUAAUGAGCUUGACAGGAACGGUCCCUGUGAGCUACAGAGGCAAUGUCUACAACAUCCCAGUAUGUUUGUGGUUGCUGGACACAUAUCCCUACAACCCUCCCAUAUGUUUUGUUAAACCUACCAGUGCCAUGAUGAUUAAAACUGGCAAGCACAUUGAUGCCAAUGGCAAAAUCUACCUGCCUUAUCUGCAUGAGUGGAAGCAUCCUCAGUCAGACCUGUAUGGGCUUAUUCAGGUAAUGAUUGUUGUGUUUGGAGAGGAACCUCCUGUGUUUUCCCGCCCGACCACACAAGCUCCCUACCAAAGCUUCCAAGCAGCUGGACCCCCUAAUUCUUCUUACAUGCCUGGCAUGCCUGCAGUCUCACCCUAUGGCCCAAAUCCCAACCCUGGAGGCUAUCCAGGUUACCAGUUUCCAGGGGGAAACUCUUACCCAGCCACUGGUGGACCUGCACUCUACCCCACCCAGAACCCAGUCUCCACUGUGGGUCCGAGUAGAGACGGCACCAUUGGCGAGGACACCAUCCGUGCAUCUUUGAUUUCAGCUGUGAGUGAUAAACUCCGCUGGAGGAUGAAGGAAGAGAUGGACAGAGCUCAGGCUGAGUUGGAUGCCCUGAAGCGAACAGAGGAGGACCUGAAGAAAGGACAUCAGAAAUUGGAGGAGAUGGUCUCAAGACUCGACCAGGAAGUGACUGAAGUCGACAGGAAUAUCGAGCUGCUGAAGAGAAAGGACGAGGAGCUUAGUGAGGCUUUGGAGAAAAUGGAGAACCAGUCCGAGAACAAUGACAUCGAUGAUGUCAUUGUACCCACAGCUCCGCUGUACAAACAGAUCUUGAACCUGUAUGCUGAGGAGAAUGCUAUAGAGGACACAAUCUUUUACCUGGGCGAAGCCCUGCGCAGAGGUGUCAUAGAUCUGGAAGUCUUCCUCAAGCAUGUGCGCCUUCUGUCCAGGAAACAGUUCCAGCUUCGUGCUCUCAUGCAGAAAGCCCGCAAGACCGCUGGCCUUAGUGACCUGUACUGACCUACAGUAGCAGCUUAGAAACGUUCAUAUCUUCACACUCCUGUUCUUCUUCCUGCUGUUUACUCCCUUUUUAUUGUCUUCUUGUAUACCAACCAGCUGCCUCUUUUUAAUGGAAACAACUGAGACAAAAUGCAUCAGAAAUGUUAAUAGGUCAUCUAUGACCCCUGUUCCCGUUGGCGCCAUUUGAGGUGAUUGUGUAAUGGCAAACAUGACCCAGACAUCAUUACUUGUAUGCCCCAAUGUUUAGUGAAAAAUCUUCGUCAGCUUUGUAAAUCAGGUAGUGUGGUUGACAUGAAAAAACUGCUUGACACAUAUGCCAUAUGGGUAAAAAUGUAGGUGAAAGCCUGGCGUGUUAACAGUUCAUGCAACGUCUGACCUGAGCAUUUAUGCUGUAACUGGACUUUUUGUUUUUUACACAGUUUGUUUGUUGAUCUAAAUACAGCAUGCUGAACUGUGCCCACAGGUUCAGUUAGGAGCGCACAUGCUGGACAAUUGGCCUGUAAGCACAAAGGGUAAAGGACAAGAGGAGCUUUGUGGACACUUCCCUGUGUCCACUUCCCUGUGUCCACUUCAUAAUAAAGCAAAUACCCAGAGCAGUUCUACUAAAUGACAGAGGUCCAGUCUCAGGAUUUGCUCUGUGUGAGCUGUGCGGUCAUCUUCUGGAAGUCAUAGGUGAUGAUCAACGUGGACUUUGACUGUCUCAAUUAGGUCAGUUGCUGCGCUGAAGUAUGAACUCCCAUACUUUUAACCCUCACUGAAACAGGCUUUUCCCCUUUAUGUUCACUUGUAAUGAUAUAAGAUAUAAGGAUUUUGAUCAUGUGUCAGGAGCUCAGGCUUACCCUUCAGUCUGACUGUAUGAAGCAGUCAUGUAAAAUAGCUGUUUCACUUUGUACAGUGUCUACUUAUAGUAGAUUGCAGUUCUGGCAUACUUAAUUUUUAGAUAUUGGACAAAAUCUCUAUUCUUUUUUAUUUUUAUUGGUGGAGGGAAAAGGGGCUUACUUUUUCAGUUUCCCUGGUGCUGUCCACUCACACUCAGGCCUGCUGAGAAAGUUAGGUUUUUGUUAAUAAGUAAAAGUUGUGAAUAAAGUGGAGGGCUAGAGAGUACAAAAAAAUAAAGAACUGUUGUACUAAUCAAAAAGUUAACUUAUGUAAAGUGUGGUCUCUUAAAUUAGCCUUUUACUAAAUGCACUUUGAAAUGUAUGAUAGAAUAUCUGCUAUAUAUAGUUUUUGUUUUCAUUUCAACCAUAGCUCACCUGUUCUUUUAUAACUGUAGAUUUAUGUAAAUCAGUAAAAAAAAAUAUAAAAAAAAGUUAAUGUGUCAUGCAAUCUUUUCAUCUGACGUCAUCAUAAUUAUAAUUAAACAUCACAGAAAUGUGAUUAUAUCUCAAAACUGCUGCUGCAGUAAUCCACUGGUUUGGUACAAAUAAAGUUUUGUUUUUUUUCUUGUUAAACCUGUGGUGUGGAACCUGGUGUCAACAGGUAAGAACAGUGUGUAAUUAGGUCUACGUAAAUACUCGCCAACAAGGUCACACAAAAGCAAGAGGCUCAGCUUAAAAACGUCAUUUUGAGGUAACGUAACUUGCUUCAUGUUUACAUAGUUGUUCUAUGAGUUGCCCAAUCAGCAACUCAAACAAGCUGUUAUUAACGUAGUCCGAUGACAAGAGCAAAGGGCAGUUUUGUUUCCUUAUCCUGGCAGGUUUAUUUGAUGUUACAGCAAAUAAAAAUCAACAUCCAGCUGCCAUUCAAGGUACAAUUCUUCAGUAAGUGGUGAAUCCACAUGUUACAAUAAUACAUAAAUAUAUUACUGCAGUGACUGAUAAAUGAAAGUAUAUAUAUUAGAUAUUUUUAUGAUUAUUUUUGUGUCCUUUUUUUAGAUUUGAAAGGUGUUAAUAAAAUAUUUGGAAAAACCAACACAGGAUUGUUGACUCGUACACUGAACCUUAGUGAUGAUGCUAGUUUACUGUUCUCCACUGGCUCUCUGUAAUCUCUGACUUAUGUAAAGGUUAGACAGUAACCCCUUUACUUGUCUCAGACAUCAUGUCAGUGCAUUUAUAGUUAGGUUUGGUUAAGAAGGCUUCACUGCAAAGCUUUAAAGAUCUAACACUGCUUUGCUCGGAUGAUAAGGUACUUGGAUAUCACAGGAUUUUUGCCCAGUGAUUUAGAAAAUGUGGCAGUGCUAUAAUGACUGUAGGGUAAUAAGGAAGCCCUUUUUGUAGAGAAUGGAAUGACUUACAAAUGCUU
Melanotaenia boesemani (Boeseman's rainbowfish) is the source of this 3757-nucleotide messenger RNA. It is a transcript of the gene tsg101a, whose product is annotated as tumor susceptibility 101a. Lineage: Eukaryota; Metazoa; Chordata; Actinopteri; Atheriniformes; Melanotaeniidae. Bases 344 to 1516 code for a protein of 390 amino acids. Gene Ontology annotation, biological process: protein modification process; endosome to lysosome transport; protein transport. Gene Ontology annotation, cellular component: ESCRT I complex. The transcript has 10 exons. The record is from RefSeq and is a predicted model, not a curated record. Gene Ontology annotation, molecular function: ubiquitin binding.